Anolis sagrei ordinatus is the source of this 1703-nucleotide messenger RNA. It is a transcript of the gene FTCDNL1, whose product is annotated as formiminotransferase cyclodeaminase N-terminal like. The record is from RefSeq and is a predicted model, not a curated record. Lineage: Eukaryota; Metazoa; Chordata; Lepidosauria; Squamata; Anolidae. Gene Ontology annotation, molecular function: folic acid binding; transferase activity.
AGAUCCAAAGGAGACGGGAUAGGCGAUUGUGCCGUCAACUGAAAAAGGAUGGGAACAUGUAGCUGCAGGACUGACCUUUUCCUUUCUUGGUUUAAAUGCAGUGAUUUUGUCACCAAAUUUCUUACAAAACAAGUGUGCUCCUUGGAGGCUGGGAGAAGAAAGAGCACAUGGCAUAUUACUUCAACCAAACAGAAUUGGAGCCUCAAUGCUAAUCACAAAAGUAAGGUUCAUAGUUGCAGUCCUAAUUAAACUUAAUUGGAAAGAACAUCUAUUAAAAUUAAUUGGGUACUGUAUUGUGUCAACCCCACCUAAAGCAUUCUCUUGCCCUACUUAUGCCUUCGCUCAUUGUUGUUAGAAGAAAAGCUUUUCCUCACUCGCUCCAGGAAUGACCAUGGCAUCUGGCAGAAUAGGGACACGCCUUGCUGCCUGUCUGCUAAAUGUUUCAGAAGGAAGAAGAAAGGAUGUUGUUGAGAAAAUAGCAAAAGCUGCCGUUUGUAAGGAUAAAGGUCAGGAGUGUCAGCAAGCAACCGUGCUGAAUAUAUUUUCGGACUAUGAAUAUAAUAGAUCAGUAAUAACAAUAGCAGCUCCUGUUGACAGGCUUGGGAGCAGCGUUGUUGCUGCCUGCAUGGAGGCCUUCUCAUCCAUAAACAUGGCAGCACAUGUUGGGAUCCAUCCAUGUCUUGGGGCUGUGGAUUUGGUGCCCAUUUACCCAUUGUCAGGCGUCGACUUGGAGGAAUGUGGAGCGGUGGCUCGAAAUAUAGCAGAGCAUUUGGCUCAUUGUGUCCCUGGAUGCAGCAUAUUUCUUUUUGGACAUGCAGACCUCCCAAAGAAGCAAAGCCUUGUUCAAAGAAGGAAACAGCUGGGAUGGUUUAACCAAGGAGCUUCUAAAGCAGCACAUAUUAUUCCUGAUGUCGGAUUGGCACCUACUUCACAAUACGGCUUAACUGGUGUUGGGGCCAGCCCUUAUGUGAUGAACUGCAAUGUGACUGUAGAUACCCAGGACUUGGCAACGGCAAAGAAGAUAGCCCAAUCCAUCCGAGGAAGCAGCGUAGGGGGCCUGAAGGGCGUGCAGUCGAUGGCGUUCCCGCACAAGGGGCAAAUCGAAAUAGCGUGUAAUGUGGAAAGUUUUGAUGAGCAUGACAACCAGUUGGCUACUGGGGAAGAACCGGGCUACGUUUCGUACAGCAUUCUUGGGAGGACUUACUAUUAUGUGUCCCCACACUUGAUAGAAGCUUCCAUUCAGAAGUUAGCCAGAAGCCAUGGAGUCAGCACAGUGGGGACUGCGCUAGUUGGUUUUACACCAGAAGAAUGUGCGCGCUGUGCUGUCUACGCAUUAACCACUGGUGUUAGUGAAUUUUGGAGGGCUAGGGGUGGUAUCUUUAUGUGAUAGCCCUUUUUGUUAAUUUUAAGUUCAACUCACGAUGAUUGUAAGGGAUACUCUGAUCCAUUGUGAAAAUGGGACUAAGAAAUGGACAUUGGCAAAGCUAGAAAAUAAUGGUAUAUAUUAAUUAUGAUAUAAAGCACCUUUGGAGCUCCUGGCUGUUGUUGCCGACAGUUCAUGAGCUUCAUCCAACAUAGCUAGUGGAAAGGAUCUGUGAGAGUUGUAGUUUCCAACCAUCUGAAGGGGUAGAGGCUCAUCACCUCUUAUCAGGCAUUUAUAAUUUUUGAGUUACUGUAUAUACUCAUGUAUAAGUUAAUCUGAA